AUAUAAUGUGAUGCAGUUUACAACUAAUGCGUGUGUGUUCUAGUUGCUUUUUGAAAAGGUUUCUUGCUAGAGUUGUCUCUGUAUAAUAAUUUAGGUAUCGUUCCGUUAAUUCCAGUCGAGUUCUAGCAGCACUGGGAUCACUUGCUCAUCUUCACUGCAUGAUGUUGCAAACUGUUGCUCUCUUGUUCCUACUGGCUGGGUGUAGCGCACUGAGGAGAACUCAAACAAAGCACUUGCCAAUGGACGGGCGUCACGGGUAUCCCGAUCCCGAGUCCGUCGUCAAGACGGUCAACAUCGACAGCUCUCAUUCUGCUCACGAGCAGCAAGUCGGUUUAAAAAUCUGGCGCUUCGAUAUCGCAAAGGAAGAAUGUCGCUCGGCGCGCGUCCAUCUCCAACCGUUCGACAUGGCGCCGGGAGAUCACGUCAUCAUCUACGGGAUCGACAGCCGCGGAAAUCGCGUCGGAGUCGAACGCUACAACGGCAAAGGAUUACACGACUACGGACAAGUUAACAGCCGUCGCGUUUGGGCCAAACAAUUGGUCAUAGAGUCACAUGCGAAGAGCAAUCACUCUCACUUCAUUCUUCAAUAUCUUCACUACGCCGACUGCUACCACAUGCAACAACCCCUGAAGCCAGAAGUCGUUUGCGGUCAAAAAGACUGGAAAAACAUCGCUUGCUACGAAACUCUUCCCAAAGUUUUCGAGCUCGGUCCUUCCGUAUUCCGACUGCGAUUUAUCAACAACGGAAGCGCGAAAUUCUGCACGGCGUAUAAAGCCAGCGACGACGGCCGCUUCCUAACCAACUGGCACUGCCUCCGCAACCGGAACAUAACACUGACGGGGGAGCUCGAUUACGAGUACGCCGCCGCGACGUGCGCAGGCACGACGGCGGAGCCGAAAGCGGUGUACCACGUCGACAAAUUCAUUCGAACCAGUUACAGCGAAGUCUUGGAUUAUACCAUCUUCACCGUGCGAGAAAAUACGACCCACAUUAACUGUCUUAGAAGCACUAGCGUGGCACCGAACACGAGCGAAAUCAUCUUCAUCAUCCAUCAUCCUUUGGCAGAGAUAAAAAAAGUAUCUAUUAAAUCGGACAUGGACGUGGGAGGGUAUUGUAAGAUUCAACCGACUUGCAUCAGAAGUAACGACUUCUGCUACUUUUGCGACACUGAGCACGGUUCAUCGGGAGCUCCUGUGUUCUAUAAAUUUGAUGGCCAAAUGAGUGUUUUUAGUCUUAAUCAUGGAUCCGUCAAAGUGGACCCGGCGGAGUGCCCCAACGCUGGGGUAAAGAUGAGUCUGAUUUUGGACGACGCGAAAGAGUAUCUUGGAGUGUGCAGCAGCAAGUGAGCGAUGAUCAGACGUUGGCUGGUUGUAACGCAUCGUCUGUCAACAGCAGCAGAAAGACAAUGAACAAAGUCACAGUUUCGUUUAGCGUAGCGUGGCUGCUGCUCUCUAGUGGUCUUCUUGUUUGAAUUAGGAAUGUUUCUUUUACGAAUGUUUGUUUCUCUAUAGACAGUAAAUUUGCGUGUUUUUGUGUGUAGUUAAACAAACAACUGGGCUGCAUUGAAUCAAUAGUUCUA
Molecule: messenger RNA, 1579 nt
Organism: Corticium candelabrum
Lineage: Eukaryota; Metazoa; Porifera; Homoscleromorpha; Homosclerophorida; Plakinidae
Exons: 2
Coding region: 159-1346 (395 amino acids)
Source: RefSeq, a predicted model, not a curated record